AUGAGCGAACGAAAGAGGCUGGUAGAGUAUCUUUUCGAAGCUACAGUGAUGUACCGUGCACACAAGUUAGAAUUGCCAGACUGGAGGGUAGCUGUCAUUUCAAAGGCUCGCGAGCUUUUCUUUGCAAAAGAAGAAAACAUGACACUAGAAAAGAGCCGCGGUGUUGAUGCGAUUUGUCACAUCUUGGAGCGACAUGAACUAAUGGAAAUACUCUCCUCGUUGGAGUUAAGGAUCUGGUCUUGCAAACUACUAGAAAAUGAGAUCGACGAAGGACCCGCCGGGGACAUAUUGGAUGUCUGUCAACCAAAAAGGGUGAAGCUUGACGAUCGCGAAUUCGCUCGGGUGAAUUGUGGUGCUGAUAUUAUCAUUGGCAACAUACUGCCCUUUCUGAGGGAGCCCUCGUGA
Molecule: messenger RNA, 405 nt
Organism: Cylindrotheca closterium
Lineage: Eukaryota; Bacillariophyta; Bacillariophyceae; Bacillariales; Bacillariaceae
Source: the annotation of a GenBank genome assembly